Limulus polyphemus (Atlantic horseshoe crab) is the source of this 1330-nucleotide messenger RNA. Its product is annotated as eukaryotic initiation factor 4A-II-like. NCBI's taxonomy places the organism in Eukaryota, Metazoa, Arthropoda, Merostomata, Xiphosura, Limulidae. Gene Ontology annotation, molecular function: RNA binding; ATP binding; RNA helicase activity. The transcript has 7 exons. The record is from RefSeq and is a predicted model, not a curated record. The coding region runs from base 200 to 1039 and encodes 279 amino acids.
CUCUUAAUAUUUUUAUUUAUUUAUAGGACGUGAUGUAAUUGCCCAGGCCCAGUCAGGAACUGGUAAGACAGCAACAUUUUCAAUUGCAAUACUUCAACAAAUAGACACAGGGCUCAGUGAGUGUCAGUCUUUGAUUCUGGCACCAACAAGAGAAUUGGCUCAGCAGAUCCAAAAGGCAGUUAUUGCUCUAGGUGAUCAUAUGAGAGCUCAGUGUCAUGCGUGUAUUGGUGGCACCAACAUCCGAGAGGACAUGAGAAAACUAGAUAUUGGAAUGCAUAUUGUUGUUGGAACACCAGGAAGAGUAUUUGAUAUGAUAAAUAGGAAUGCUUUGAAAACAAAACACAUACGGAUCUUUGUAUUAGAUGAAGCUGAUGAAAUGUUGUCAAGAGGAUUCAAAGACCAGAUUUAUGAUGUUUUUCGAACACUUGGCACAGAUAUUCAGGUAAUUCUUUUAUCAGCUACAAUGCCAGUGGAUGUGUUAGAAGUCACAAAAUGUUUCAUGAGAGAUCCUAUUCGAAUUCUGGUUAAAAAGGAAGAAUUAACUCUGGAGGGUAUUAAGCAAUUCUAUGUGGCAGUAGAACGUGAGGAAUGGAAGUUGGCUACUUUGUGUGAUCUUUAUGAAACAUUGACCAUUACUCAAGCAGUAAUAUUUUGUAACACAAGAAGAAAGGUUGACUGGUUGACUGAGAAGAUGCAUCUCAAGGACUUUACAGUGUCAGCUCUGCAUGGGGAUAUGGAUCAGAGGGAGCGGGAUGUGAUCAUGCGAGAAUUUAGGUCAGGCUCAAGUCGGGUUCUGAUCACCACUGAUCUCCUUGCAAGAGGGAUUGAUGUUCAGCAAGUGUCAUUGGUGAUUAAUUACGAUCUUCCAUCAAAUCGAGAAAACUACAUUCACAGAAUUGGUCGUGGUGGACGUUUUGGUCGUAAAGGAGUAGCUAUUAACUUUGUUACCGAAGAAGAUAAACGCACUUUGCGUGAUAUUGAACAAUUCUACAAUACACAAAUUGAGGAAAUGCCCAUGGAUGUGGCAGAUCUGAUUUAAAUCUCUAAAAAGUACAUGAUUUUGUGAAAGAGUAUAAAUAUACGUUUGAAAACUGAUUACGCUGUGGACUGUUACAAACUGUGAAUCACUGGAAGGCUACCUUGUAUGUGUUUUAAUUACCUGGAAUUCUGCUGUGGACAUUUCAGGUGGAAAAUUCUGCUCCUGGUAUAAUUUUUUCUAACCAUCUAUAUUUAAUAGAUUAACUUUAAAUUUCAGUCACUUUAUAUGCUAGUCUCCCAGAGCAGUUAUAGUGCCUUUUGUUGUUGUUUUUUAAUAAAAGUAGUUCUUUUU